Galdieria sulphuraria is the source of this 2602-nucleotide messenger RNA. RefSeq names its product condensin complex subunit 3. Gene Ontology annotation, cellular component: condensin complex; condensed chromosome. Gene Ontology annotation, biological process: mitotic chromosome condensation. NCBI's taxonomy places the organism in Eukaryota, Rhodophyta, Bangiophyceae, Galdieriales, Galdieriaceae. The coding region runs from base 25 to 2454 and encodes 809 amino acids. The record is from RefSeq and is a predicted model, not a curated record. The transcript is spliced from 20 exons.
AUUUGAAAUUUGGCACUCUCACUCAUGUCCGAAGCUUCAGAAGAAGCUAAAAAGUCGGUUUUCGAAGCCUUCGACACAGCAAAGAGUUCAAAUGCUUCAUUUAAUCGUUCUCUAAAACUCCUGGAAAAAGCAAACGCAACUGACAGCAAGUCGUUUCUAGAAGUAUUUUUGACUUGUUUGAAUCGCAUCCUUCUAGUCUAUACAAAAGACCCCAAGGCGGAAAGAUUGGUAAAUUUCGUCGUAAAGUUUGUGAACAGCAAGUUUGAAGUGCUAUUUGGGGACAGUCCUGUUGACUUGUUCACAGUCAUAGUUGCCUAUCUUAUUCAACAUUCUUCGGCAUCGGAGAAAUCUAUUCGGUAUCGAUGCUGCCAGAUAUUAGCAGAAAUACUGCAAAAUAGAGAAGAAGAAUCAGAAAUAUCAGAAGAACUAUGGAAUGCUAUAACUCAUACAAUGCAGAUUCGUUGCAGAGAUCGUAUUUCUUCAGUUCGUAGUCAAGCUUUGCGUGCAUUGAGUCGUAUGCAGGACCCCUAUGAAGCAGAAGAUCCCAUAACACGGACUUUUUUGCAGCUUUUGAAGAAUGACACUGCGCCAAGUGUCCGAAGUACUGCUCUACACUAUGUUGCCAUAAGUGAUCAAUCGUUACCUUUAAUCAUACAACGUACUCGAGAUACAAGUGAAGAAGUGAGAAUCCAAGCGUACAUGGUCUUAAGGGAGAAAGUGGAUCCUCGCGCUCUUUCGAUUCAACAACGAAUAACUAUUCUGAGGGAUGGGCUCAAGAGUCGGUCACAAAACGUCCGUCGUUGCUGUGUGGGAAUGCUCAAACAAGGGUGGCUAGAAGGAUCAUGCGAGAGCAACUUAACAAAAUUAGUAAAGCUCUUGGAUGUCGAAACUAAUGAAGAGAAUGCUGUUAUCAUUUUGCAGGCAUUAUUUCGAGAAUCCGACAUACCAGUCACGGUCGAUGUCAAUGAAUUAUCAAAUGAAACUGCGAUUAUACUGAAAGCAAAGAUUGCGCACUAUAGAGAAUGUUCAGACGAAUCUUCUAUUGAUCUCUUUAUUCCUUCCGUGCAAGUUUAUUGUGAUAUUCUUGUAUAUUUCCACAGACAUUCCUUUAUUGCCAGACAGUUGCUUGAUAUUUCCGAAUAUCUCGAUUUUGGUGACGAAGCAGGACGCAUUCAUUUCUUGAGGAUUAUCAAACAAUUCUUACUUGAUCAACAGCUUGACACAGAAAUAAUACCUAAUUUGGUUCGAGCUUGGUCUAGAUGUGAGAACAAUAAUGUAUCCUUCGUUGCGGCAUGUUUAGAACUUCUUGGUGAGCUUUCUACUUCAGAAGAAUUUGUCGACGGUGUUUCAGCAGUAGAACGAGGGUUGGCAAUACUUAAGGAGUUGUUGACUAUUCAAGGACAAGGAGACUGUUCUUCGAACCCAUGCCCUGAGGAACUUGUGGAUAGUUUUGUUCAACAGGGCCUAGUAAGCACCAAGCAAAAGAUCAGAUUGCUUGCAGUGGAGUGUCUAGGGUUAUUUUGCAUCCAGGACGCAGAAGUUGUUAGAAUGCAGCAUUUGCCUUUGUUUUUGCAGAUUUGUAAUAGCGACACGGAGGAAUUGCAGAUUGUUGCUAUGAAAACACUGUUUGAUAUUCUCUUGUGCACCAAGUGGCAACGGCGAGGAGAAACUUGUGAGUUGGACGGAGAAAAUUCAUCAAUAAGUUCGUCAGUCAAAAGUGAACAUGCAGAAAAAAUUGAGGCAGAUUGUUUGACUUUUUUAGCGGAGCGCCUUACAAGCAACUCCGUAAACAUUAGAACUUGUGCAGUAGAAGGUUUUGCGAAACUGUUAUUGACGCGAAGAAUACCAACCUCUGUCACAAUUCUUUCCUGCUUAUUACUUCUUUACUUUGAUCCUUUCACUGAGGACGACUUCAAUUUGCGUCAGUGCCUUUCUGUGUUCUUUCCUGUCUUUUCAAUUUCUUUCCUCGAAAAUGUGUUGCUGAUAGAAAAGUGUUUUUUUAGUGUUAUUAAUACUAUUUUGGACGCUCCUCCCUCCAAGUCCCUUAGUGAGGCAUCUGUCUUGCAAGUUGCAGAAUAUCUUCUGUACUUGACCAAUGCUUCCGCUUCCUAUCCGAGAAGUGAACAAUUAAAUGAUAUACAAGACCAAGCACAACGUGUUCAUGAAAGAAUAUGUUGUCUUCUACUCCAUGGCAUUAUUGACGAUCCAGAUGGAAGAAAAGCUAGAGAGUUCUCCAAGAUUCUAAACUUCCUUAGAAUUAAUAUAACGGAAAUGCAAGACAGUUUUAAGCAGGAAAUAAGAGACCUUUUGUUUCUUGCAAAGGAGCAUGCUACAAUGCGACCUGUGAUAACAAACAUUCGUCGCUUUGAAAACCGAAUAUUCUCCGCAAAUGUGCUUUGCGAUACUUCAGAGAGGUCCAAUAUGGACGCUGGUGGAGCCGAAUGUUCUUCAUAAGUAAAAGAAUAUCAAAGUAACAAUUGUUGGCACUUCGAUCUUGCCUGUGUGCAUGCAGUUUUAUGAAGGACUGUCCUUGCUUCACUUUUUGACUUUUCAUGGCUUUUCAUGCGCUUCUAGAAUACCACGGACUGAGUGUGAGCUUCCU